Messenger RNA from Didymodactylos carnosus, 357 nucleotides. NCBI's taxonomy places the organism in Eukaryota, Metazoa, Rotifera, Eurotatoria, Philodinida, Philodinidae. The record is from the annotation of a GenBank genome assembly.
AUGGACGAAAAUACUCAACAGCCGACAGCAGUUGCAGCCCCGCCGCCCUACAAUCAACAACCGGUGGUGCUUGGUCUCACUCCUGGUCAACAACAACCGUGGCUACCAAAUCAAGAAUAUCCGGGUGCAACUACCACACAGCCGAUGUACUACAACAAUCCAGCACCGCCACAACCACCACAGAAUAUUGUUGUUAAUGUCCAGCAGCAGCAGCAACAACAACAGCAACAACUUGUCGUUGUCAAGUACAAACAAGUGAAUCACUGUUGUCAUUGCUGUUUGACUUUCUGGACGGGAGGAUUGUGGCUUCCUUGUUGGAUAUUGGGCUGCUGUGGCGUUGAGGCAUGCUAUUGUUAA